GAUCAAAACUUUUUCGAUCUAAACAUAAACUUUCAAAGACAAAAAUUGAGAGACUCAGACAACAAUGAUUGAUAACCGCAAACCCUAGAACCGAAAUUAAAGAAAACAGUGUAAAACUCCGUUGCAGGUAGUCAGUGACUCAGGUUACAAUGGCGAGUCAGAUGAACUCGUCAAGUUCUGAAAUGGAUUUGGAUCGACCAAACCUAGAAGAGUAUUUACCUACUGAAUCAAUUCAGAAGCCUCACGAAAAGUUUCGCCUGUGUGAUUUGCUUGACAUCUCGCCUGCCCUAACUGAAGCUGCUGGUGCAAUCGUUGAUGAUUCUUUUACUCGAUGUUUCAAGUCGAUUCCUCCGGAACCCUGGAACUGGAAUAUAUAUUUGUUUCCACUUUGGUGUUGUGGAGUGAUAGUUAGAUACGGUAUUCUUUUCCCAAUUAGGGUGCUGGUUUUGACAAUAGGAUGGAUUAUAUUCCUCUCUGCGUUUAUCCCUGUGCACUUUCUGUUAAGAGGGCAUGAAAGGUGGAGGAGAAAGAUGGAAAGAUAUUUGGUGGAGUUGAUUUGCAGCUUCUUUGUUGCAUCUUGGACUGGAGUUGUAAAAUAUCAUGGACCACGGCCCUGCAUACGACCCCAGCAGGUGUUUGUAGCCAACCAUACAUCCAUGAUUGAUUUUAUUGUUUUAGAACAGAUGACUGCAUUCGCUGUUAUUAUGCAAAAGCAUCCAGGAUGGGUUGGACUACUUCAAAGCACAAUUUUAGAGAGUGUUGGUUGCAUCUGGUUCAACAGAUCAGAGGCAAAGGAUCGCGAGAUUCUAGCUAGAAAGUUAAGAGAACACAUUCAAGAGGCUGACAACAAUCCCCUUCUCAUAUUUCCUGAAGGAACUUGCGUAAACAAUCACUACACUGUCAUGUUCAAGAAGGGAGCUUUCGAACUUGGGUGCACGGUUUGUCCAAUUGCUAUCAAGUACAACAAAAUUUUUGUGGAUGCUUUUUGGAACAGUAAGAAGCAAUCAUUCACGAAGCACUUGCUACGGCUUAUGACCUCGUGGGCUGUCGUUUGCGAUGUUUGGUAUUUGGAACCUCAAACCUUAAGACCCGAUGAGACAUCUAUUGAAUUUGCAGAGAGGGUCCGAGAUAUAAUUUCUGUUCGAGCAGGUUUGAGGAAAGUUCCUUGGGAUGGGUAUCUUAAACACUCUCGCCCUAGUCCGAAGCAUACCGAGCAAAAGCAGAGGAUUUUUGCUGAAUCAGUACUUCGACGCCUGGAGGAAAAAUGAAUAAAUAGUUCUCUACGAGUCCUGCAAACUUCUCUCUUCCCUCCCCUUCAUGAAAUUUGAUAUAUUCUUUUCUUUUUUGGCCUAAAUAUUUUCUCUUGUAACUGGAAUUUGAUACAACAGAUUUAUCACAUUCUACAUCACAAAUGAGAUUAGGCUGUUCAAUGUUCUCCAGUGAGAUUAGGUUGUUCAAUACUCUCCAGUGAGAUUAGGUAGUUCCUUACAUUUCAAGUGAGUUUUUGUUCAGCACUCUGCAGUGAGAUUAGGUUGUUCCUGGUAUUUGUUGUUAGAUUCAGUCAGGUUGUUGUAUUUUCCUUCCCUUUUUUAACCCAAAAACGUUUGUUAAUGGAACCAAAUUUCAAUUGAAUCUUUUACUGAUGACCCUGUUUUGUGCCUC
Papaver somniferum (opium poppy) is the source of this 1662-nucleotide messenger RNA. Its product is annotated as glycerol-3-phosphate acyltransferase 9-like. Gene Ontology annotation, molecular function: glycerol-3-phosphate O-acyltransferase activity. NCBI's taxonomy places the organism in Eukaryota, Viridiplantae, Streptophyta, Magnoliopsida, Ranunculales, Papaveraceae. Gene Ontology annotation, cellular component: endoplasmic reticulum. The record is from RefSeq and is a predicted model, not a curated record. The transcript has 13 exons. Bases 150 to 1268 code for a protein of 372 amino acids. Gene Ontology annotation, biological process: triglyceride biosynthetic process.